Messenger RNA from Dimorphilus gyrociliatus, 4225 nucleotides. Lineage: Eukaryota; Metazoa; Annelida; Polychaeta; Dinophilidae. The record is from the annotation of a GenBank genome assembly.
GAUGCCUAGAGUAGUUCCAAACCAGAAAGAAACGUUUGAAAAUGACGAUUUAUUAAGAAGAUUAAGUAGAGAGACAGAAAUUCGUUACACUAGUUACAGAGAUCGCCAAGUAGAAGAUCGAAGAGAAAAGUUUAGAGAAGGAUGCGAAAAAGGAUAUACAGAAGUGGUUUUCUUAAAAUCCCGAUUCAUAUUUAAUGGCGUGUGCGUAAUUUGGAAAGGCUCAGUUGAUUUAACUCGAUUAGAUGGUAGCGGGCGUCUUGAAUUUGAUGUUGAAAAAGCUAAAAUAGAGGAAAGAUUAUUAGACGAAGAAGUAAGUUGUUAUAGACGAAGGCUGCAGGAAUUUGAAGAAAAAGAGCGUCUUUAUUUUCUACAACAACAACAGCAACAGCAAAACGAAGAGAAAGCGAAAAAAGCGGAAGCGGAGUUACGAAGAAGACAAUACAGUUUCUUCGAAGCCGUUCGUCCUCCUACCGUAUCAAGUCUUCAACAAACUCCUCAUUUCCACUUUGAACUUUGCCCUCCUCCUCCUCCGCCUCCACCUCCGUCUCAUCCAUUUUUAACAGCUCCUGGCUACCAUAGAAUGAAAGGUUUCUUUAAUGAAACGAACCGUGGAAAAAUACGCAACUAUCGAGGGCGCUACUGUCGAUCGCCAAGAAGGAAAAGACGAGCGGCGAUGGGGGCGAACGGAACGGAAUCGGAACAAGAGCGGAAUUUAAGGAUAGAUAGUUGUACCCGUUUCGAAUUCAUCCUCUACACGAUAAUUAUGAGUUCUUUAUGCAUCCUGGGCGUAUUCGGUAAUACGGUCGCCUACUACGUUUUUAAACGUGACAAGAUCAAGACGUCAACGACGUUCAUAUUGCAAGGUUUGGCAGUGAUUGACUCUUGCCUUUUAAUCCUCGGCUUGCCUCUUUACACCGUUUUGCCGCUUAUCGCUUAUCUUAAAUUGAAUAAAUUUUAUGUAAAUUAUUGUCAUGCCUACAUCCAAGUCUCCCUUCUACCGUUCGGAUUCAUCGCUCAGACUGCAACUAUCUGGACGACCGUUUUAGUAGGAGUGAACCGAUAUAUUGCCGUCUGUAGACCUUACCAGGGGCGUGAUUCAGAUUUCAUAUCAACUUUCUUUUAAUGGUCGCUUCGUUAAUUAUUAAAGAGAAUGGGGAAAAACUCAUUCCCUUUAUGUGCAAUAUUAUAUAAUACCAGGCUUGUCUUUUAGAAGAACCUUCUAACGAGUGUUACGUGAUUGCUGCACGCGAAAUCAAUAAGAGGUCUGAACUUUGAACCAAUUAGAGUAUUUCAUUUUCCAUUUUGGCGUAGAUUAGCGUGUGUGUAUGUAGUUUAUUAAAAAAAAUCUCUUUCAAUUAUAUAAAGCCUCUUUAUCUUGAGGCGAAAAGAAAAUUUUAUAUCAAUAAAAAAAGAGUGGGAAAAAGGGAAUGAUUCCGAAUCACGCCCCCGACACCCUCAGGCAUCUCGCCUCUGUACGGUUAAGCAGGCAAAGAAGCAACUGGCGCUAAUUAUUAUCUGUUCGGUUCUAUACAACUUCCCUCACUUCAUCGAGAAUACCGUCGUACUAGGACCAGUGGACAGUUCCAACAUAACUGCAUUUCAAGCAAACAAGUCAUUCCUGGGCCAACUACCCUAUUACCAGAUUAUCUAUAGGAACGUAUUCUAUUUGUUUUUUCUUCUCCUCCUCCCGGUACUAGUCCUGACCGUACUUAACAUCCGCUUGGUUAAUGCUUUAAAUGAAUUAAGGCGACGGCGCCGAGAAAUGGUGACGAUGCGACAAAAACAAGACGAUAACGUAACCUUGGUACUCAUCAUAGUCGUAUUCAUUUUCACGAUUUGCCAAACUCCAGCACUCGUCAAUCAAAUACUAUGGACGUCUCUCAGAGACAACAAAUGGCGCGAAUGCGGUUAUUUUCAGUUCUACUUCUCUCGUAUCUGUAACACAAUGGUCAUGUUGAAUUCGUCCAUUAAUUUCCUAGUCUACUUCCUUUUCAACGUCCGUUUCCGCAAGAUUCUUCUAAAAUGCGUUUGUAACCGACUACAGAAUGGUGGUAUGGAAGAGACAGCCUGCCAAGGGACUGUUGUCGAAAAAACGACCGCCGGUCAGAUGGAAUGCGACGGCCCGAAUCAAACUCUAUUAUAAAGAAUCGUCGGAAUCAAGCGGAACGAGACUGGAAUGAGGCGAUAGGCGAAUCAUUCUGCAGUAAAAGAAUCAAUUAAGUCUACUAACGCUCAUUUAUCACUGUCGGACUCGCCGAAAGGUGGUUCGGAAACGGAUAAUAAACCCUGUUCUAGCUUCACUCCCAUCUGUAUUCGUUUUAAUGUCUGUCUUUAUAUAGGAAAGACGCCUAUAAUCCAGCUUUGCAGAUCGUAUAUCUUUUGCGUGUAAAGUUCGUCACUUGGACGGUGAAACGUAAUAUAUACGUUAUAUGUAUAGGGGUAUGACGUACAGUACAAAAAAAAGUAUAUACAAACUACCGUAUAUACAGUUUAUUAUAGUUCGAAGGCGACUUUGCGUCUCUUUUCUCUCAAAGGAAUCCAUUAGCCUUGUUCACUGCAUUGUUCCCGUUUCCGUUGCGAUCUUCCUAUCGAAUGGAGAAAAAAAACAGCGUUCGCCGGCUAGUUUUCCAGGCGAACGCUUUCGCGUCUAUAAAAAUACGGCGGCGUCUCCUUCGACGUUAAUUAUCCGACCGUCUAGUCGAACCGUUCGCAAUCAGGCGUCGAUUGAGAGGCAAUCUGUCUAUAUACGCGCGGGACAGGCCUAUUCUUUUUUCCAACUUUAUUUGUUUAUUCCAGACCGGUAUAUAUCCUGUCCGGCAAACAAUCGAUUCGCAACUGCUCAAAUAUGGAAACCCUGUUAAGGGUGAAAAGCCGUCAAUGUCCCGUUUCCCUAUGGAGAUUUCGACCAACCGUCUUGGCUAUAUUGAUACAUAGUCUUGUCACUUUCCGUUUCUUUUGUUGGGACUUAUUCCACAAUACCCGGUGGUUUUAUACUAGAGAAGAGAGUUUGUAAUUUGCCAAUGACUACUCGAAUUUCUCGCGUCAAUUGUGCGUUGCAUAUAAAUGCGCGCCACAUUAGUUAAUGAAAAUGCUCUUCUUCAGAUGGCGCUGUUUAAAAAGAAAAGCAACCUUUUCACGUGUAUUAAAGAUAGGUACCUAGAAAAAAUUUCGUAUAAAAACAUUAAAGAAGUUUGCUUAAGGAAAAAAUACACAUUUCACUCGAUAUGUGUCUUGUAGAACAAAGUUGAUGUUACAUACAAGUGUAACAAACAAGAUUACAUUGAUUCUUAUUAACUAACUUUUGAAACAAUCUGCUUAAGUUAUUAAAUAAUAUUUUAGCAUUAAUUAUACACGUUAGUAAAAUAACUGCUGGGAUGUAAUUGUACAGCUUGUGCUGGUUGAGCAUGAAAAGCCUGUGCUGGAAGAGUGGCUGUAGCGUACAUUGGUUGUGGUACGAAAGUUGUUGGUUGUAUGAGAGCUUGGUUUGCCGGAACAGCCAUAGGUUGAGUUUUUUGAGGAAGUGUUUGGGAAGUGCCAUUAGUUUGUGGUUCUUUCUUCACGUCUUCUUCAUAAUCUUCACUUCUUGAAGGUUUCAUACACAAUGCCGUUAAGAAUGCGACAAGACAAGAAAUGAAAGCAAGGCCACCUCCUGCUGCUCCAAUCAUGAAAGAGUAGCCAAGUUUAAUAUUUGUAACAUCUUUAUUGUAUCCAUUUGCAUCACCUAGACACUGAAAUAUGAUUUUCGUAUGUUUAUUUCUCUUAUACUAUACUUAUACAUGCAUAUAUUAGUAUAUAUAUAUAUAUAUGAAUUUUGUGUAUACCUUUGCUUCUGCACUGUUAUCAUUAGCCCACAUUUCUGGAAACCAUUCAGGAACUCUUUUAUCCACGUUUAUUUCAUUUAUGUCCUUCUCGAUAGUGUUAUAAAUGUAAAAAAAUAAACCAACUGACGUCAGAUAGCAAGCAGCUACAAAAUUGAAUCAUGUUUUAGGGAAUUCAAAAGUCAAUUCGAUUGGCUUAAAGAGACAUCUAUUCUAACAUAUAUAUAAGCGAAUUCUUUAUAUAGUACUAUUGAUUCAGUUGAUACACCCUAGAACUCAAUCAAGAUACCUUUUAUUAAGUCCCAAUAAUAAGAGGUAUCCCAAUGUACUAUUGAAGGGGAUACCAGUGGUUACAAGUAUCAAAUAGAGGAUUCAUAUACUUACAACCGAUUAGAGCAGCAAUGGCU